AUGGCCCCGAGCACGUUUAGAAAUGUUAUUGGAGCAGUCAAGGAUCAAACUAGCAUAGGCUUGGCCAAAGUCGGUAGCAGCUCUUCGUUGUCAGACCUCGAGGUAGCCAUUGUUAAGGCGACGAGGCAUGAAGAACACCCACCGGAUGAGAAGCAUAUUAGAGAAAUCCUGAGGUUAACAUGUUCCUCGCCUCAAUAUGUAGGCGCAUGCGUUAGCACCAUUUCGAGGCGCAUAAGCAAAACAAGGAACUGGGUUGUGGCAUUGAAGGCAUUGAUGUUGAUCCAGAGGCUACUUACAGAAGGAAAUCCAGCCUUUGCACAGGAGAUUUUCUUUGCUACAAGGCGUGGGACUCGCCUUCUUAACAUGUCUGAUUUUCGAGACAGAUCUAGGUCGAACUCAUGGGAUUAUUCUGCAUUUAUCCGAACAUAUGCAUUGUACCUGGACGAACACCUUGAAUUCAAGAUGCAAAGCAAGCGGGGAAAGCACAGUGCAUUUGCCUACGAUGAGGAAAAAGAGGUUGGCAGGAAAGCCAAGGGUGUCAGGGCAACACCGGUGUGCGAAAUGAAGAACGAAUGUAUAUUCUCAAGGAUUCAUCAUCUGAUGCAACUCCUUGAGAGAUUUUUAGCAUGCAGACCAGCAGGGGUUGCAAAAUAUAACAGGGUUGUAACUGUUGCUCUGUACCCUAUAGUGAAAGAGAGCUUUCAGCUAUAUUAUGACAUAACAGAAAUCAUCGGUAUCUUGACUGAUCGGUUCAUGGAGCUUGAUAUCCCCAAUUCAGUAAAAGUUUAUGAGAUCUUCUGUCGAGUUUCGAAAAAGUACGAUGAUCUUGAUGCUUUUUAUGUCUUCUGCAAGAGUGUCGGAGUAGCACGUUCUGCAGAAUAUCCAGACGUUGAGAAAAUACCAUCAAAGAAACUAGACGUCAUGGAUGAAUUCAUCAAAGAGAAGUCAACAAUGGCACAAAAGAGGAGGGCUCAGAUCAUGGCACCAAAACCUGAACCGACUGAAGAAACCAAUGAGUCAAAACUCAAAGGGGACAUGGAUGGAAUUAAGGCCUUACCAACACCAGAAGGAUUCCAUGAAGAAAUAUAUAGAGAAGAAAAGAAAGAGGAUACAUGUAAGGAGAAAGAUAACAAAACCCAAGAAGUAGGAGAUUUGUUGAACUUAGGUGAAGAUGCAACAAAUACAGAAAAUCAUGAAGACAAACUGGCUUUAGCCCUAUUUGAUGGAUAUCCAGUGCCAAUGAUUACGAGUACUAUAACUCCAUGGGAAGCCUUCAAAGAAUCAGAUGAUUGGGAAACAGCACUGGUUCAGUCGGCCAGCUAUUUGUCGAACCAGAAGGCAUCACUUCCCGGAGGGUUUCACUCAUUGAUGCUUGAUGGAAUGUAUCAACAAGGGGUCAUAGAUCAGGCAGCAGCUUCUUCAGGUCUUAUAGCCACUGGAAGUACAAGCAGUGUUGCACUAGGUUCGACUGGAAGGCCAGCCAUGUUGGCAUUGCCAGCUCCACCACCAACUGGCGGAGUCGCCAACACAUAUACAGAUCCCGACCCUUUUGCAGCCUCACUAACAAUAGCACCACCACCGUACAUUCAGAUGUUCGAGAUGGAAAGGAAACAGAGACUGUUAGUAGAAGAGCAGUUAAUGUGGCAACAGUAUGCAAGAGAUGGACUGCAAGGACAAGUAGGAUUAGCUAACCUACAUCAAAAUCCAUAUCCAUACAACACAGGAGGUUACAUGAGAACCUACUGA
Molecule: messenger RNA, 1746 nt
Organism: Fraxinus pennsylvanica
Lineage: Eukaryota; Viridiplantae; Streptophyta; Magnoliopsida; Lamiales; Oleaceae
Source: the annotation of a GenBank genome assembly